ACAACUCAAACAAUUUUCUUUUCUUGUAAAAAAAAAAAUGGAAAAUUUCUCUUCUUUGAAUACCAAAACUCAUAACCAUGCUCGUUCUAAUAGUUUACCUUCUAAGCCACACCCUAUAAUUCUACAAUGCAAUGAACACUUAGCUAGAUUAGGGUGUGCUAAUAGUAAUUAUGAUUCCACUUCCUCCUCUUUAGUCCUUAGCCACAAACUAAACAUCCUUCAAGAUUUGCAUAUAUGCAUUGAAAAAUUGGUUCAAUUACCUCUAACACAAGAAACACUUGUCAAACAAAGCCAAGAGAAAUGGGUUGAUGAGCUUUUAGAAGGUUCCUUAAGUCUUCUAGAUACAUGCACAGCAACGAAAGACGCGCUACUUCACACGAAAGAGUGUGCGCGCGAGCUACAAUCGAUUAUAAGAAGAAGGAGAGGAGGUGAAGGAGAGAUUGCAAUAGAGGUUAAGAAAUUCUUAACCUCAAGGAAAGUAGUGAGAAAGGCUAUUUUCAAAGCAUUGGAAAAUUUGAAAGGUAAUGCAAAUAAAAGUUAUGCUUCUAUUAACAAUAACAAAGACUAUCAAACUGUGGCAACAGUUAGUUUGUUGAAAGAAGUUGAAAUGAUUACUUUCUCUAUAUUUGAGACAUUGUUGAAUUUUAUGUGUGGAACACAAUCAAAGAAAAAUAGUUGGUCUUUGGUUUCAAAGAUAAUGAAUAGCAAAAGGGUGUCAAAUUCAUCAUCACAAGGUGAAGAUGAGAAUGAGUUUGCAAAAGUGGAUAAUGCUUUGGAAUUUUUUGCAUUAAACUUGGGAAGCAAGUUAAGUGACAUUGAAAAUUUGCAAAAUAAGUUGGUGAAUUUAGGAUCAUGCAUACAAGACCUUGAAGAAGGACUUGAAUCAUUGUUUAGGCGUUUGAUUAAAAUCAGAGUUGCACUUCUCAAUAUCCUUAAUCACUAGUUGAAUAUUGAAAAAGAUGCAUCGGAAUAUUUUGCAACAUAUUGCAUCUUGUUUUGUAUGAUACAAUUGUAGAUAAUGUGUUAUUUAUCUGUUAUUUUGAUGGUAAAAGUUCAUCAAAUGGCAUGAAUAUAAUGUGUAAAUUUUUUAUUCCAAAGUCUUGACCAUUUUCUAAGCAUAGUACAUUUUCAAUUUUAUUUCUCUUGUUAUAUUUAUGGUAUGGGUGGAUUUGUAUUGUUUUACAUUUAAAUGGGCUGAACUUAAUAAUGAAUUACAUCCCCACUUUACCUUGUGA
Molecule: messenger RNA, 1235 nt
Organism: Trifolium pratense (red clover)
Lineage: Eukaryota; Viridiplantae; Streptophyta; Magnoliopsida; Fabales; Fabaceae
Exons: 1
Coding region: 38-943 (301 amino acids)
Biological process (GO): shoot system development; root development
Source: RefSeq, a predicted model, not a curated record